AGAACUCUGUCUUGUAAGCUCUUUUAGCGCCAGGCCGCCAGCACAACGCAUCCGUGCUUUAUACGAUACGUCUCUGAUCGGAAGAAAACCCCAUGUCCGCUCUACCGCGCCGCCGGCAAUUAUUGCGACGCCGCAAGGUUAGGACGCGCGCCGCCCGCAGAUAUAUAUACUUGAAGAGAGACUGCAGUAGCUUGCACUAGCACUUGCCCGUUGGUCGAUCGGUGUGAGCUCAGGCUGCCACUGCCCGCUGCGAGAUGACCGCGAGGUCGGCGCUGCUACUGCUAGUGCUUGCCCUGGUGGCCGCGUACCAUGGCGGAGAAGCAUGCGCGAGCGCCGCGGGGGCGGGGAUGCCGCCCUGUCUGAGCCGGGCGUCGUUCCCCAAGGGCUUCGUCUUCGGGACGGCGACGUCGGCGUACCAGGUGGAAGGCAUGGCGGCCGGAGGCGGCCGCGGGCCAUCCGUAUGGGACGAACUUACCCACAUCCCAGGGAUGAUCCCGGGAAACCAAAAUGCAGACGUUACCACAGAUCAGUAUCAUCGCUACAAGGAAGAUGUCGACCUCAUGAAAGGACUCAAUUUCGAUGCCUACCGCUUUUCUAUAUCCUGGUCUAGAAUCUUCCCAGAUGGUGAAGGGCAAGUUAACCAAGAGGGUGUAGCUUACUACAACAGUUUGAUAGACUACCUGCUUCACAAAGGCAUCACUCCUUAUGUCAAUCUUCAUCACUAUGAUCUCCCUCUUGCACUUGAGAAGAAGUAUCAAGGCUGGUUAAAUGCAAAGACAGGGGAUCUAUUUGCAGAUUACGCAGACUUCUGUUUCAAGACCUUUGGUGACCGUGUAAAGAACUGGUUUACAUUCAAUGAACCAAGCAGAGUUGCGCUUACUGGUUAUGAUAACGGGUAUCAACCUCCUCAAAGGUGCACGAAAUGCCCUGCUGGUGGGAACUCAGCAACAGAACCUUACAUUGUUUCUCACAAUCUUCUCUUAGCACAUGGUUAUGCAGUUGCAACAUACCGGAAUAACUAUCAGGCAGCUCAGCAAGGGAAGAUUGGAAUAGUUCUGGACUUCAGUUGGUACGAGGGGCUUACCAACUCAACUGAGGACCAAGCAGCAGCUCAAAGAGCCAGGGACUUCCAAGUUGGUUGGUAUAUGGAUCCACUAAUUAAUGGACAGUACCCAAAGACCAUGCAAGAUAUUGUGAAAGAGAGGUUGCCCAGGUUCACUCCGGAUCAAGUUAAAUUGGUCAAGGGCUCAUGGGACUAUAUUGGGAUAAAUCACUACACAGCUAUCUACAUGACGCAGGAGAAAUUGCUGAACCAGACGCCAAUUAGCUACUCAAAGGAUUGGCAGGUCCAUUAUAACUAUGAGCGAAAGGGCAAACCGAUUGGAAAAAGGGCGAACUCUGAUUGGCUCUACAUCACCCCGUUUGGGAUGUACGGAUGUAUGAACUACAUCAGGCAGAAGUAUGGAAAUCCAGCAGUUCUCAUAAUGGAAAACGGAAUGGAUCAACCUGGGAACCUUACCCGCGAUGAGUAUGUGCAAGAUGACACAAGGGUUGGGUACUACCAGAGCUACCUCAGCGAGCUGAAGAGAGCCAUCGACGGCGGUGCCAAUGUGCAUGGCUUCUUUGCGUGGGCUCUCCUCGACAACUUUGAGUGGCUCUUGGGUUACACGUCCAAGUUCGGCAUCGUCUACGUCGACUUCAACACUCUCGAGCGCUACCCGAAGAAGUCGGCCUAUUGGUUCAAACGCCUGCUGGAACACUGCUGAAGUGCCUCUGAAUUAGCCAACCUGAUGUUAUUGUCGUCAUCAUGUUAAGCACUUUUGCUUCAGUGCACCCCUUUCUUCUAAACUUAAACACAUCAACAGUCCAGAUCUUUUCCCCUUCAUAAUUAAGGGCACGAUGGGCAUUAAGGAAUAAUUAAGAGUUAUGUGUAAUAACCAUAUUAAAACCCGUAUGACGCACUUGGAACGUAUGACCGUAUUGUACAUCAUUAUAUAUGACCGUAUUGUACAUUUGUUAUAUAUGACCGUACUGUA
Messenger RNA from Lolium perenne, 2036 nucleotides. Its product is annotated as beta-glucosidase 7-like. Gene Ontology annotation, molecular function: beta-glucosidase activity. The record is from RefSeq and is a predicted model, not a curated record. Gene Ontology annotation, biological process: carbohydrate metabolic process. NCBI's taxonomy places the organism in Eukaryota, Viridiplantae, Streptophyta, Magnoliopsida, Poales, Poaceae.